This is a messenger RNA of Nicotiana tabacum (common tobacco), 612 nucleotides long. NCBI's taxonomy places the organism in Eukaryota, Viridiplantae, Streptophyta, Magnoliopsida, Solanales, Solanaceae. The record is from RefSeq and is a predicted model, not a curated record.
ACAUUCUUGGUUAAUAUGCUACAGAUAUUCCAAGCAGUACUGCGUUGCAUCAAAUUUUGGGCCAAAAGACGAGGAGUUUAUGGAAAUUUGCUUGGAUUCUUUGGAGGAGUUCACUUGGCUGUGCUUUCAGCGUUUAUCUGCCAAAGGCAUCCAUCCGCCAGCUUAAGCGCACUCAUUUUACUUUUCUUCAAGACAUUUGGCUUAUGGCCUUGGCCAACUCCUGUAAUUUUGCAAGAGACUAUAGCUCGGCCAUUCAUCCCCACUGAUAAGGUGUCGUGGAUGCCAAUCCAGUUACCGUGUAGCCCAUACGAAUUUUGUCAUUCCAACAUUACCAGAAGUACAUUCUAUAAAAUCAGGACCGAAUUCCUAAGAGGUCAUAUGCUGACUAAGGAUAUGCUGAGGCCAGAUUUUGAUUGGAAUAUCCUUUUUGAGCCAUUUCCUUAUGCAAGAAGAUAUGGACUCUUCGUCAAAAUUUUCCUCUCAGCUUGUGACAAAGAUGAGUUAGGAGACUGGGUGGGUUGGAUCAAGUCACGCUUUCGCUCUUUACUUGUCAAGGUAUGUCUCUGCGGCUGACUUGCUUUCUCUGUUAUAGUAAUGAUAUUAUCACUAUUU